ACGUCGAGCAUGUCAAUACUAGAACCACCUCUGACUAUCACUGAUUGCUUACCGCGUUCCCCCUUCAGUCGCGCUCCUCCAUUGGUUGCAUUUACAUGAGGGUGGGCUCUCUUUUCAAAGAGUUUGACGUGCACACUGGAGCCGAGAGAUGACUGGAAAGUUUUUUUCAGCACGACUUUCUGCGUUGUUUUCCUGAGCUUUGGCCACUAUUGUUGCAAAAGUGAGCGCUCGCCUCAACAAGUAGGCGCAUGGCCCCCGCGCACUGACGCACUCCGGUGCGCGCGCGCUCGCCUCGGUGCCCGGACCGUGGCGUAUCCCGACAUAUACCGUCGCGUGUCUAGCAUGAGGAAGCAUGGCUUGGUUUGAGCGCGGGGUUCAGACGCUGUUGGCCACGGUGGGGGCUUUCGCCGCCUUCAGCCUCAUGAGCAUCGCCAUCGGCACGGACUACUGGCUUUACUCGCGGGCGUACAUCUGUAACGGAACCAAUGCCACCGCCGACGAGACCCAGCCGCCGCCGCCCAGGAGCAGGAAGGGGGACCUUACGCACUCGGGACUCUGGAGGAUCUGCUGCAUUGAGGGCAUCAAUCAAGGCAGCUGUUACCGAAUCAACCACUUCCCUGAUGACAACGACUACGACACGGACAGCUCGGAGUACCUGCUACGCAUCGUGCGAGCCUCGAGUGUGUUCCCCAUCCUCAGCACGGUGCUGCUCAUGCUGGGCGGCCUGUGUGUCGGCGUUGGCCGAGUCUACGGCAAGACCAACAACAUCCUCCUCGGAGCGGGGAUUCUCUUUGUGGCCGCAGGUCUGAGCAACAUCAUCGGCAUCAUCGUUUACAUCUCGAGCAACGCCGGCGACCCCAACGACAAACGGGACGACGACAAGAAGUACACGUACUCCUAUGGUUGGUCCUUCUACUUUGGCGCCCUGUCCUUCAUCGUGGCCGAAACGGUGGCCGUCCUGGCCGUCAACAUCUACAUCGAGACUAACAAGGAGGUGCGCUGGCGGGCGCGGCGCGAAUUCAUCCGCUCCCUUUCGUCCUCGUCGCCGUACUCCCGCAUCCCCAGCUUCCGCUACCGCCGGCGGACGUCUCGGGCCAGCUCCCACUCCACCGAGGCGUCACGGGAGAACUCUCCUGUGGCGGGCCCCAAGGGGGCCGGGGGGACGUCCCCCGGUGGGCCCCUGGAUGAGCUGUCCAUGUACACCCUGGCGCGGGACAGCGUGACGGACAACGCGUACAGCCCCGAGCACGAGGCGGCCGCCGACUUCUUGCAGGUGCACAACUGUUUCCCCAACGAUUUGAAGGACAGCGUGAAUCGCAGGACCACGCCCGUGUGAGACGC
Molecule: messenger RNA, 1341 nt
Organism: Syngnathus acus (greater pipefish)
Lineage: Eukaryota; Metazoa; Chordata; Actinopteri; Syngnathiformes; Syngnathidae
Gene: cacng4b
Product: calcium channel, voltage-dependent, gamma subunit 4b
Exons: 4
Coding region: 353-1336 (327 amino acids)
Biological process (GO): postsynaptic neurotransmitter receptor diffusion trapping; calcium ion transmembrane transport; regulation of AMPA receptor activity
Cellular component (GO): postsynaptic density membrane; voltage-gated calcium channel complex; AMPA glutamate receptor complex
Molecular function (GO): voltage-gated calcium channel activity; channel regulator activity
Source: RefSeq, a predicted model, not a curated record